CAGAGGCCUUAAAAAAAACGACCCCCAGAAGGAUAAACGUUUUAGUGGCACUGUUAAGUUGAAGCACAUUCCCAAGCCAAAGAUGAAGGUGUGUGUUUUUGGAGACCAGAUGCACAUAGAUGAAGCAAGUGAAAAUGAUUUACCAUGCAUGUCUGCUGAUGACCUCAAGAAACUGAACAAGGACAAAAAACUUGUUAAAAAGCUUGCUAAGAAAUAUGAUGCUUUUAUUGCAUCUGAUGCCUUGAUUAAGCAGAUUCCUCGGUUGUUGGGUCCUGGCCUUAACAAGGCAGGAAAGUUCCCUACCAUGUGCACUCACUCUGAAAAACUGAGUGAAAAGGUUGAUGAAAUAAAGGCAACAAUUAAGUUCCAAAUGAAAAAGGUGUUGUGCUUGUCAGUUGCCAUUGGUCAUGUGGAUAUGACUGCCGAUGAGCUGGUUCAGAACAUAUACCUUGCAAUGAACUUCCUGGUCUCGCUUCUUAAAAAGCACUGGCAGAAUGUGCGCUCCCUUCAUAUUAAGUCUACGAUGGGCAAAUCCCAGCGUCUGUACUAAGCUAAUAAAAGGAAGCAGAGUAAAA
This is a messenger RNA of Cherax quadricarinatus, 575 nucleotides long. The record is from RefSeq and is a predicted model, not a curated record. Lineage: Eukaryota; Metazoa; Arthropoda; Malacostraca; Decapoda; Parastacidae.